UGUAAAUUGCUCAGCCACGUAAGUCAGGGUCGUAUUUUUCUGUAAUUUUUGUUAUAAAAAUUACGAUUUUUAAGUCCCUGAGGUAAUAUGUAAGAAUGGUUUAAAAAUCCAAAAAUUGAGUGCUAUAUUGUUUGUGUUUUGACUUCGUCCUGACCUCGAUUGACAAGCCAUGUCUAACUUACCUCCAAAUCCUUACAACAUCACAAGUUCGCCUCAGUUGAACGCUAAUCCGGGGCCACAGUUCAAUCAUAACCAGUCGAUGAGUCACUUGCCACCGGGCCAGUUACCGCCGGGAUACGUUGGCUUGAAACAAGAUGCUAACUCCAAUAGUCCGCUGCCGCCGUCGUCUACGCCUCAGAACCACAUGAUCAACCAAGUGAACAACUACAAUCAGAGCACGAGCAACUCGCCGGCCUUCAACAAUCCAGGGAUGAUGCCACCUUCACUUAGUGGCAUGCAAUCAUCCCCUAUGAGGCAUUCUAUUAAGCCACCUAUGGCUACAACUCCUAACCAAAACCCUUUAUUACCAAAUGUGCCUCCAUCCUCCAGGGUAGGUCCUACUGCAACAUCUUCUCCCCUGCCAUAUCCACCUAAUUACCAGCAAAAGCAGAUUAAUGAUAAUGCCCCCCCUCUCAUUCCAUCUAGUCAUAGUCAACCAUUAAUGAAUGGACCUCCUAUGGCUGGUCCGCCUGGUUCCAUAUCUCAGCCAGCCUCUCAAUAUCCUGGGCCACCUAGUGGGUUUGCCCCACCAAUGAAUAAUAGGCCUCCUGUUAGUGCACCCAAUUUUGGCCCUGGUUCUAUUAAUCAACCUUAUGGACAGCAACAAGGACCUCCACCACAAGGUCCACCAAUAAUGAAGCCUCCUGGAUCAGCACCAAUCUCAAGUGCACCAAAUAUACCAUUUUCUGGACCACCUCAAUCGGGACUACCUAGAAAUAGUCCACUGCCUGGUUUACCUAUGGGUGGUCCCCCUCUAUCGGGACCUCCUAUUUCUGGUGGAUUGCAAUCUGGACCUGCUACUAGUGGACCUCCUGUAGGUCCUCCAAGACCAAUGGGUGUAAAUGGACCCAGUAUUAAUGGACCUCCAGUAUCAAGCAUUACAGGAUUACCUAUGGGCCCCCCUGGUCUACAAAAAGGCCCUACAGGUCUCCCUGCUGGACCCACAGGCCUUAUGUCAGGCCCGCCUUUGGGUGGUCCACCAACAAGUCAACCUUAUCCUGGCCCUCAAAGAAAUGGACCUCCAAUAGCUCCUCUAACGAUGCAAAGUGGACCACUGAAUCCUCCAAUGAGUCAAGCCCCACCUAUGAGUCAAUCUUCAAUGAUGAAUCAACUGCCUCCAAUGAACCAAGGGCCACCAAUGACCCAGGGCCCACCAAUGAAUCAUGGCCCUCCAAUGAAUCAUGGCCCACCAAUGAAUCAAAUGCCCCCAAUAAACCAAGGGCCCCCAAUGAACCAAGGGCCACCAAUAAACCAAGGGCCACCAAUGAACCAAGGUCCAGGUCCACAAUUGAAUCAGAUGGGACACAGUGUUCCUCCAGCAGGACUUCAGGGCCCACCGCCAGUUAGUGCCCCUCCUGGCCCACCAAGUGGUCCUAGUGGACCUCCAAAAGGCAAUAUGCAAGGGAGAUAUCCUCAGAUGCCUCAAGGCAACUUUGGGAACCAUCAGGCCACUAUGGGCAAUGCUAAUAUGGGCAAGCAGUACCAACAGCCCCUUCAAUACGGGCAACAGCAACUGACACAGCAGAUGGGACAACUAAGUGUCACCAAGCAAGGGUUUGACCAGCUGUGGGGCCACCAGGCUGUGGACCUAAUGGCUUGCAGACAAAUCCUGCCUGAAUACCCUGAAGACCCGCCGGAGAUCCGAUUGGGACAUCAGUUUUCUGAUGCACCUAAUUGCAGCCCUGAUAUCUUCAGAUGUACCGUCAACAAGAUUCCGGACACGAACAGCUUAUUGCAAAAGUCUCGCCUUCCCCUAGGAAUACUAAUUCACCCGUUCAAGGACCUCAAUCACUUGCCAGUGAUCCAGUGCACGACGAUAGUGCGGUGUCGCGCGUGCCGCACGUACAUCAACCCUUUCGUGUACUUCGUCGACGCCAAGCGGUGGAAGUGCAACCUCUGCUACCGGGUCAAUGACCUGCCGGAAGAAUUCCAAUACGACCCAGUUAGCAAGUCGUACGGCGAUCCGACUCGGCGGCCGGAGAUCAAAUCUGCGACCAUCGAGUUCAUAGCGCCGGGAGAGUAUAUGUUGCGGCCGCCACAGCCCGCCGUCUACCUGUUCUUGCUGGAUGUGUCGCAGAUCGCCAGGGACUCCGGGUAUCUCCAGGUGGUAUGCGACACCCUACGCAACAACUUGGACCAGUUACCGGGCGAUGCGCGCACGCAGGUCGGGUUCAUCUGUUACGAUGCGCACGUGCACUACUACCUCAUGAGUGAUGGACUCACGCGACCCAAAGAGAUGACCGUGCUUGAUGUUGAUGACGUAUUCCUGCCAUCGCCAGAGUCACUGCUGGUGAACUUGGGUGAACGCAAGGAACUCAUCAAGGAACUGCUGACUGUCCUGCCGCAGCGGCACAGCGGGCCCGGUGUACCCGCAUGCGCGCUGGGCGCUGCGCUACAAGCCGCGUAUAAACUUAUGGCACCAACAGGAGGUCGCAUCACAGUGUUCCAAACGUGUUUACCGAAUGUGGGCCCGGGGGCGUUGCAGCCGAGAGAGGACCCGAACGCGCGGUCGUCAGCGGACGUGCAGCACCUGAGCCCGGCCACGGACUUCUACAAGCGCCUCGCUCUAGACUGCAGCGGCGCGCAGGUGGCCGUCGACCUGUUUCUACUCAACUCGCAGUAUGCCGACCUCGCCACGCUCAGUGGUAUGAGCAAGUUCAGCGCGGGUACGGUAUACCACGUGCCACUGUUCAAGGCGUCUCGCAGCUGGCAGGCGGACCAGCUGACGCGGAUGUUGACGCGGUACCUCACCAGGAAGAUCGGCUUCGAGGCCGUCAUGCGGGUGCGGUGCACUCGGGGUAUAACAAUCCACACGUUCCACGGGAACUUCUUCGUGCGCUCGACAGACCUUCUUUCGCUGCCCAACGUGUCCCCCGAUGCCGGCUUCGGAAUGCAGCUCACUAUAGAAGAGUCUCUGUCCGACCUACAGCAAGUCUGCUUCCAGGCCGCAUUAUUGUACACUAGUAGUAAAGGCGAGAGAAGGAUACGAGUGCACACGCUAGCGUUGCCCGUGGCCACCAGCCUCACGGACGUGCUACACGCGGCCGACCAACAGUGCAUCAUAGGACUACUUAGUAAAAUGGCCGUGGACCGCUGCUCGUCGGCGUCGCUGCCGGAGGCGCGCGAGGCGCUCAUGAACGUGGCCGUGGACGCGCUGGCGGCGCACCGCCUGGCGCAGAACCUGCCGCCCGCCGCCGCCAGCGCCGCGCUGCUGGCGCCCAGCGCGCUGCGGCUGCUGCCGCUCUACCUGCUGGCCACGCUCAAGCGGAAAGCGUUCCGCACGGGCACGUCGACGCGGCUGGACGACCGCGUGGCCGACAUGUGCGACAUGAAGGCGCUGCCGCUGGCGCAGCUCAUGCGCGGCGUGUACCCCGACCUGUACCCCGUGCACGAGCUGCGCGCGCAUGCGCCGCACGACGACGACGCGCCCGACCCGCCGCGCCUGCACCUGUCGGCCGAGAGAAUAAACAUAAACGGCGCGUACCUCCUGGACGACGGCGAGACGAUGAUGAUCUACGUGUGCUCGGGCGCCAGCCCCGCCUUCCUGUCGGACACGUUCGGCGUGACGGCGCACGCGCAGCUGCCCGACGACGCGCACGCGCUGCCCGCGCUGGACUCGCCCGGCAACCAGCUGCUGCACGCCUUCAUCGACAAGCUCAACGACGACCGCCCCUACGCCGCCAACAUACUGUUGCUCAAGGACACGUCGCCGAGUAAAAAGCUGUUCACGGAGCGACUAGUGGACGACCGCGUCGAGUCAGCAUUCGCGUACUACGAGUUCCUACAACACAUCAAGAUGCAAAUAAAAUGAGUUCCGAGUGAGUUGGUGGCGCGGACUCGCGCAAGAGCGUGAUAAGAGGACUAGGGCAUUCCUCUACUAAAAUGACUCGUUUUCUAUCGAUUUUUCGGCUGAGAAUUAAGCCGUUUUUAAUAGACAUCACUACAUAGUAUAAAAAACGUCGCUUUUUCUGUCCCUAUAUCCCUAUGUACGCUUAAAUUUUUAAAACUACGCAACGGAUUUUGACGCGGUUUUUUGUAAUAGAUAGAGUGAUCCAAGAGGAAGGUUUAUAUGUAUAAUAACAUCUAUUAAAUAGUGGAGAAAUACUGUUAUUUUUGAGGUUUUUAAUGUGAUGUCGUAGUUUCAUUUUUUCCUCAGCAUUGCACCCGAGCGAAGCCGGGGCGGGUCUAUAUAUUAUGAUAAACGAGACCUUUUUAUUAUGUUUUUGUUAUAUAUAAACGACGUAAUUCUUAGCCAGGUAAACUAGAAGCGAGUACUAAGGAAUGCCCACAGACGGUAACGCGACACUGCCCUAGCUGCGAUACAUACAAUCGACAAGCAAUAGUAGUAACAAACUCUAGUUCAAUAAAAAACUAAAUUCUGUGAAUACGCUUCGCAAGUUUUUAAUAUUCGAAUUGUAAAUUGCUGUGACAAUAGAUUUUAUAGUAGUGUCGUUAUGUUGGACUGUGGUGGAAGGGACUGAGGCGUUAAACGUCGAUAGUAAUUUGUGUUGCAUGUCCUGGGCGGUUAACACGGCCUCAUUGAAGCUAUUUACCUAAAAAGCAAUAUUGCUAUUUGACAUUGCGGACUUACUUUAAUAUGCGCCAAUGUCAAAUAGCAAUAUUGCUUUAUAGGUGAAUUGCUUCAAUGUGGCGGUCUUAACCCCCCGUUUGUUGUUGAACUCUUGACGAUCAGUGCUGUGUAAGGCGGCCACGACCAACCGUUGUUUAGAGUUAGAUGAUUGUAAACGAAUGACAUGUACAAGUGAAUGAAAUAUGUUAACCGAUAAAUGAUAUGGUUGCAAUUCUUUUGAAUUAAAUAGUGGAGUUAGAAACGGCAGCGUCCGCCGAGCGCCAGUACUGAUUGACGGAUGUCUAGGUAUACUUUGAUGGAUCAAUGUUAUGUAUGCGUGUCUGGACGCACCAUGCGGAAUAAAACAUAGGACGGUCUGUCAAAAUUUUGUAUAAAUUUUAUUUUUAUUGUUUAGUCAAAUGUAUAAUUUUAACGGCAUUGUUCCUAUCUAUUGUUUCGCAUGGACGUUUACUGUAUAAAUUGUAUGCUGUUUGUGUUACAGUGAGGCACUUUUUACAGGAAUGUUUCUGAUCAGAAACACUCUGUAUAAAGUGGCAGGCUAUGUUUGUUUACAGUUAUAUUAUUUUAUUUUUGUAUAACGUGCGAGCCUAGGGCGUGUUGCCACUGCGGCGGCGGAUACGAUAUACUACUUUAUAUUUUCCAAUUGAUGCAAUAAAGUCGUUAUAUUUUUAUCGUGACUCGGUAUUAGGUGCAUCUGUAAAUUAUUUUUAAUCCUUGUAUUUAUCUGUAUUCGAUAUUACUUCGAUUGUAAAUUUACUAGAAUUAUUUAUGGAUUAGAUAGUCGGUUUUAUACUGAAAUGAGCUCGGUUCGGGGCACGGUACCCCGGGACAGACACCGCCACGCCUUACUAUGUAACAAUAUGUUCACAUUUAGCAAGCGCUGACAAUUAACAUAGGUUGUAUAUUUAAAUGUAAUAAACGCAUUAACUCGGCAUUUUAUUGUAAAUAGGAGUUACAGAGAUACUAUAAAUCAAGAGUUAUAGUGGACCGAGCUAAAUGUGAACACACGAUUAGCUUCAUAAACGAAUGUUACGUCACAGGGAUGGUCACGGCAGCUGAUGAUACUUGCACACUACACACUACCGGGGGUCUAACGUGGCCACAUUGAAGCAACUCACCAAAAGCAAUAUUGCUAUUUGACAUUGGACGGUUAUGCCACCUAAUUUAUUUGCAUAAAUGUCAAAUUGUAUAGUUUGGUGAAUUGCUUUGGUGAGGCAUUUUCAAACCCUCUGGGACAGUCUUAUCAUUCAAACUGUUUUUUUGGGAGAAAAUGUUAUUAUAGCAACCAAUAGGCCACUUGACAACCUAGUCAAUUGAGAUACUUUUUACGAGAUAGCAAAACGAAAGUUUUCAAUGGAGUUUGUAUGGAAAUACUGUCCUGUGACGUCAUCAAUAAAAGCGGUCAAACGUCGUACUCAUUGUUAAUUCAUAAAUAAAAUUCGAUAAUUAGUUGUAAAGUAAAUUGAGAUUGAUUUUUGAUCAUCUUGGACCUGCUUUUAUGUCUAGAUUAGCAUUUUAUAAUUUAUAUUUGAUACAGUCAAAUACUUUAUUAAGAGCCUUUAUACAUGGUGUUAGUGACAUCGUAACGAAUACUGAGAGGGUUGUUUCAGACCAUGAUUCUGAGUUAAAAUCAAGUGGAAUUUUCCGUCGCAAAUUUCAUGAUUUUUUUUAUUUUUUUUUAAUUAUUUUCAAUUCUAUACUUUUGCGAUGGAAAAUUCUACUUGAUAUUAACUCAGAAUAAUCAGAUGAAUCAUCCCUCUCAGUAUUCGUUACGAUGACACUUACACCCCGUACAAGUACAUACGGUAGCCAUAUAAGUAGGUAUGGGAGUUAGUGACACCGUAACGAAUACUGAGGGGGAUGGUUCAGACCAUGAUUCUGAUAUCAAGUGGAAUUUCGUGUCAAAAAAUUCAUGAAUUUUUUUCUUUUCUUUUUAAUUAUUUUCCAAUCCAUACUUUUGCGACGGAAAUUUCUACUUGAUAUCAACUCAGAAUCAUGGCCUGAACCACCCCUCAAAGUUUUCGUUACGAUGUCACUAACACCCUGUAUAACAAUAUCAUGCGUUGUAAAGGUCUCGUGGAAGUUGUUUGGGGGUCGCGAAUUUAUGAACUACAUAAUGAGAAGUAGAUAGGAUUUACAUUUAAUUACAAUCCAAAUGCAACGAAAAUAUCGCGCAGUGAGUUAGAACCUUAGAAAUAAAAUUAAAUGAUUUCGUCAUACAUCGUAAUUUAUACUUGGAGGCUAUCGAAAGUAAGAAAUAGAAUGGUGCUGAUUCAUGCAGACACCAACUUAAUAUUAAUUUAGUUUGACAAGUUCUAAAACACAGUUCUAAGACUAGUUUUGUCUCUGUCUUGCACUGUAAGUAAGUGAAGGACGGCACGUUCGUUUAUGAAGCGUUUAGUCAGCUAAAUUAUAGUCUUGUUAAUAGCGUUGCAAAAUGUCCGUCAAAUUCAGAAAUUACCCGACAUUUUCGAUAUAUAACGUGAAUUAUCGACAGUUAUGUAUAAAUUAGAUUAGAUAUUUAUUUUAGAUUCAAUAUUAGUCUUUUAUUUCAAAUAUCAUAUGGUCCAGAAACUGGAGUAAAUAUGAUGUUUGUUUGUAAUUUUAUAUAAAUGUCGUGGAGUUGAAAAUGAUAGGAAAAUUUAAACAUAACCGACACUUUGCAACCCUACUUGAUGGAGGUAGAUACAGAAUAUAUACUGCGACAAAAAUAUUGUAAUUAUAUUAAUUUAAUGCCACUGUUAGCGGACUGAACUCGAGAGCCUUGUAACUUGUUUCAAUAUAAACAAUCCAAAAUCA
Molecule: messenger RNA, 7609 nt
Organism: Pectinophora gossypiella (pink bollworm)
Lineage: Eukaryota; Metazoa; Arthropoda; Insecta; Lepidoptera; Gelechiidae
Gene: Sec24AB
Product: protein transport protein Sec24A
Exons: 16
Coding region: 170-4030 (1286 amino acids)
Biological process (GO): intracellular protein transport; COPII-coated vesicle cargo loading; endoplasmic reticulum to Golgi vesicle-mediated transport
Cellular component (GO): endoplasmic reticulum exit site; COPII vesicle coat
Molecular function (GO): SNARE binding; zinc ion binding
Source: RefSeq, a predicted model, not a curated record